Messenger RNA from Chinchilla lanigera (long-tailed chinchilla), 7841 nucleotides. It is a transcript of the gene Znf879, whose product is annotated as zinc finger protein 879. Gene Ontology annotation, biological process: regulation of transcription by RNA polymerase II. The record is from RefSeq and is a predicted model, not a curated record. Lineage: Eukaryota; Metazoa; Chordata; Mammalia; Rodentia; Chinchillidae. Gene Ontology annotation, molecular function: DNA-binding transcription factor activity, RNA polymerase II-specific; RNA polymerase II cis-regulatory region sequence-specific DNA binding.
GGUGCAGACAGCCGCUCCGGUGCGCACGCGCACUUGCGCCCAGCGGUUUAGCGGCGGCGGCGAGAAAUGUCCCUGUGCUAGGUGCUGAGCUUGGCUGCAGCACCGCGCGCAGCUUGCAGUCCCGGCCCGGGCAGGCGAAGGUGCCUUCUCCGGGAAGGACUGCAGGGAGGGAGAAAUGGCCAGGAGAUUGCUGCCUGCCCAGGUUCAGGAGUCUGUGACCUUCAGGGAUGUGGCUGUGCUCUUCAGCCAGGAUGAGUGGCUGCACCUGGACCAUGGUCAGAGACGCUUGUACCGGGAGGUCAUGCUAGAGAACUACAGCAACCUGGUCUCCCUAGGGAUUCUAUUUUCCAAGCCAGAGGUCAUCUCCCAGUUAGAGCAGACAGAAGACGCCCAGGUGGUAGGAACCAGAGCACUGCGAGGCAUAUGUCUAGGAUGGGAGAACUUGUUUGAAACCACCAUUUCCAAAGAAGCAAAUCAGGAAGCCAUGAAAAAUUUCCUAGUGGAUGGUCCUUUGGAUUUCAAGUUUGGAAAAACCUACAUUGAUGAGGACAAGUUGGAGAAGCAACAAGGUAGAAAGAACAAACUUCUCGGGAAAGUAUUAGUUACUAUCAAAAACACAUAUAUGAAAGAGAAGAACUUUAUAGAUAUUGAAUGUGGGAAAACUCUUGAUCCAAAAUCAACAUCACUUACCAGAAAACUUGGACCUAUUUCCAGAGGGAGGAAACCCCGUUCACAGCAGUAUUCAAUUCUGUUUAAGCAACUGGGAGUCAACACAGUCCGUAAAUGUUACAAAUGUAAUAUGUGUGGGAAAAUCUUCCUCCACAGUUCUUCCCUGAGUAAGCAUCAGAGGAUCCAUACUGGAGAGAAGCUCUAUAAAUGCAAGGAAUGUAGGAAGGCCUUCAGCCAAAGCUCAUCCCUGACACAGCACCUGAGAGUCCACACAGGAGAGAAGCCUUAUAUAUGCCAUGAAUGUGGAAAGGCCUUCAGUUUCACCACCUCUCUUAUUGGGCACCAGAGAAUGCACACUGGAGAAAGACCCUAUAAAUGUAAAGAAUGUGGCAAAACAUUUAAAGGUAGCUCAUCCCUUAACAAUCACCAGCGAAUCCAUACUGGAGAAAAGCCCUAUAAAUGUAAUGAAUGUGGGAGAGCCUUUAGUCAGUGCUCAUCUCUAAUCCAGCAUCACAGAAUUCAUACUGGAGAGAAGCCGUAUGAGUGUAGUCAUUGUGGGAAAGCCUUCACUUCAAUAUCACGGCUGAGUAGACACCAUCGCAUUCACACUGGAGAGAAACCAUUUCGCUGCAAUGAAUGUGGGAAAGUGUUCAGUUAUCACUCGGCUCUUAUUAUACAUCAGAGAAUUCACACUGGUGAGAAACCCUAUGCAUGUAAAGAAUGUGGGAAAGCCUUUAGCCAAAGCUCAGCACUUAUCCAGCAUCAGAGAAUUCACACUGGAGAAAAGCCCUACAAGUGUGAGGAAUGUGGGAAGGCCUUUUCCUGGAUCUCACGGCUUAACAUACACCACAGAAUUCACACUGGAGAGAAACCAUAUCAUUGCAAAGAGUGUGGGAAAGCUUUCAGUUCCCACUCAGCAGUGAAUACUCAUCGAAAAAUUCAUACUGGAGAGAAACCUUAUAAAUGUAAUGACUGUGAAAAAGCCUUCAACCAAAGCUCAGCCCUAAUUCAGCACCAGAGAAUCCAUACUGGAGAGAAACCAUUCAACUGUAAAGUGUGUGGGAAAGCUUUCAGACAGAGCUCAUCCUUGAUGACACAUAUGAGAAUUCACACUGGAGAAAAGCCUUAUAAAUGCAAAGAAUGUGGGAAAGCUUUUAGUCAGAGCUCAUCUCUUACUAAUCAUCAGAGGCUCAUAAUUAAGAAAAACUGCAUGAGUACAAUGCAUGUGGGAAAUAUUCCAGGUGAAAUCCAUUCCAUACUGACUAUUGAAUUCAUCCUGGGGGAAAAGUUAGUUUUGUCACAUCGCUGCGCCUACACACUGCGCCCGCAGCUGACCGAGGCAACCUACCACCUCGGCCGGGUUUCCGCGCUGAGAGCCGGUCCACCUCCCGGAAGUCGCCUCGCGCAGAGGCCCCUGGGAAGCGCCGCGGGCGUGGCCCGAGGCAUGCCGGGAACCGUAGUUCUCCCGCGGGGCGCGGGGCAGCUCGCGGCCUUUCUUGGGGUUCCUGGCCCUGCUACCACGGCCGGCCUGGGGUUGAGGAGUUCGCAGCCACCUCUCGAGGGCCGCGAGGGGAGCCAGCGCCUUUCCGUCGGGACCGGCAUCCCAAACACAGUGGUUGACGGCUACAAGGAACGUCCAUGUGCCAGGCGUCGGGCUAGCGUCUUAGGUAAAUUAACACUUCUGGGGGAGGAGGAGGUCGGACUUUUAAUUUCAGUAGUGCAGGGCGCCGAUCUUCAGUUCUGUCUCCCUCGGGUUGUACAGUGUGGGAGAAAUAUCCACCCCCUGCAGAAACGGCGAACCUUCACACCCCAGGAUACUAAAAUCCUGACUCUUAUCAUCUGUGCAUCCUAUGAUACCUACCUUGUCAGCACUGUGUUCUCCUUUGACAGGAAAACUGAGAAGGAACAGAUUUGGCUAUGGAUUUGCUGCCUGCUUGGGCUUCUGCUGAGAGUUGCUCCUUUGAGUUCCCUCAGCAUCUUCAUGUGUAUCCAGCCUAUAUCCUGUGCAGAUAAGAGCAGCCUACAGCCUGUGCAGGGGUCCGUGACCUUCAGGGAUGUGGCUGUGCUCUUCAGCCAGGACGAGUGGCUGCAGCUGGACCCCGGUCAGAGACGCUUGUACCGAGAGGUCAUGCUGGAGAACUACAGCAACCUGGUCUCCCUGGGAAUUCCAGUUUCAACACCUACAGUGAUUUGCCAGUUGCAGCGAGGAGAAGAUCCCUGCGCAGAGGAAAGAGAAAUGCCUCCAGACACCAGUCCAGAUUUCAAGACUUGGCCUGACAUAGAAGUAGUGCCUGUCAGACAAGACAUUUUUAUUGAAGAAACAUCUCAUGGAAUAAUAAAGAAAAACUCCUCUAAGUAUGGUCCUUGGGACAUCAACUUUGGAGAAACUGUGGAUUCUGAGGAUAGGAUACUAUGGGAGCAACAAAAGAAACCCCUUAGGCAGCUGGCAACCUCACCCAAGAAAACUGUCAGUGAGGAUGGAAAUCCCACAAGUCUGGAGUUGGCGAAGAGCUCAUUUAUAAACACAGUUCUUAUUUCACAACAGAGUGUUCCCAUGGAGAUGGUACCCAAUAUGUAUUACACUUUCAGGGAAAAUUUUACACAGAAUUUUGAUCUAAUGAGAUGCUUGCAGAUUUACCCAGGAGGAAAACCUCUUGUCUGUCAUGAGUGUGGGAAGAGCUUCAGCCAGAGUCUUCAUCUUCUGGAACACCAGAGAAUCCAUACUGGUGAGAAACCUUACAAGUGUAAUGAGUGUGGGAAGACCUUCAGCCACCGGUCAUCCCUUCUCACACAUCAGAGAAUCCACACUGGGGAGAAGCCAUACAAGUGUAAUGAGUGUGCAAAAGCAUUCAAUAGUAGUUCCACCCUCAUCAAACAUCUGAGAGUACACACAGGAGAGAAGCCCUACCGCUGCAGGGAGUGUGGGAAGGCCUUUAGCCAGUGUUCCACGCUCACUGUACACCAGAGGAUCCACACUGGAGAGAAGCUCUAUAAAUGUGCUGAAUGUGAGAAGGCCUUCAACUGUAGAGCAAAGCUUCAUAGGCAUCAAAGAAUCCACACAGGCGAGAAACCUUAUAAAUGUAAUGAGUGUGGGAAAGGUUACAGCCAGUUUCCAUCCCUCGUGGAACACCAGAGACUCCAUUCUAGAGAACAGCUGUGCCAGUGUUUGGAGUGUGGGAGAACCUUCACACGCAUCUCCACAUUUAUUGAACAUCAGCGAAUCCAUACUGGACAGAAACCCCACCAGUGUAAUGAAUGCGGGAAAACCUUCAACCAGUAUUCAUCAUUUAAUGAGCAUCGGAAAAUCCAUACUGGGGAAAAGCUUUACACGUGUCAAGAAUGUGGUAAAGCCUUUGGCUGCAAAUCCAACCUUUAUAGGCAUCAGAGAAUCCACACUGGAGAGAAACCCUAUCAGUGCAACCAGUGUGGAAAGGCGUUCAGCCAGUAUUCGUUCCUAACUGAGCAUGAGAGAAUCCAUACUGGAGAGAAACUCUAUAAGUGUAUGGAAUGUGGGAAAGCCUAUAGUUACAGAUCAAACCUUUGUAGACACAAAAAAGUCCACAAUAAAGAGAGACUCUACAAAUGGAAGGAAUAUGGGAAACAGUUCAUCUAUGGCUCCUCUUUUACUCAGUAUCAGAAAUUUCUGAGAGGAGACAACCUGUGAGCUUUAUCUCUCUAAUAAUCCAAGACUUCUCACUAGAUAGUGGUCAGCGCAAUAGUAAAUACAGCACAAAUUCCUAAUAGAUUCAAUCCUUUUUACUUCUACAGGAAAAAAAGCUAGUUAAUACUAAGAUCAGUUUAUCAGUAAAAAUAUGAAGAGCACUGAUGUCAAAUUUUAUAAGCACUAUUAAAUUCUAAAGACAGUUUUUAAAUUCAUAGAAAAAGCAUGAAAGACCUCACUUUGUAGAAAAGUAAAUAGUUGGAUGUGUUUUACUUCAGACUCUAAACUCUAAGAGCGAGCUUCAAUAUGUGAAUUUUAUGAGUAGUCACUGAAUUAAUAAUGUGAAUAAAUGUGGGGCCUCAUUUCCUAAAUUGGCAGGCUGACUUAGGAAGUGCUCCUUUUUCACAUAGAGAUGAUAAAGAUGCAAAAGAGUUCUUUACAUGGCUGUGUGAUAAGCACCCUAUAAGCGAUAUCUACGCACACACGUAUAUACAUAUACAGUCAUGUGUCAGUUGGUGGAGAUGAUGCUUAGAAAGGUUUCAGUGGGCACUAUGAGCAUUGUGCAGAAAUGCUCAAACGUGCAUUUGGAUGGUCUAGGUCAUCACUACGCAUGGCCUCUCGAUGCCACCAAGAGGUGUGGCAAACAGAAUGUGGGGCUGCUGCCCGUGAAAUGCAGUAUAGUGUUUUGUAGUAAGCUUUUUCUGGUAUGUAGAAGACGUGCUCUACAAUAAUCAUAAAAAUGUAGUAUAGUAGAUAUACCAGUAACAGUUGUUUAUUAUCAUUCUCAAGUGUCGUGUGCUGUGCUUUUACCUGACUGGCAUCACAGCAGGUCUGUACCAGCAUUACCACAAAUGCGUGAUGCGCUGUACUGAGACAUUGUGACAGCUGUGCCAUGCCUGUGAUGUCACUAGACAAUGGGGAUUUUUCAGUUCCAUCACUGACCAAAACAUCGUUAUAUGGGACAUGAUUGCACACAUACAUGCAUAUAUGUGUAUGUGUACAUACAUGUACACAGAGCUGUUUAAAAAAUGCUCACAAGUCCUUGAUUCAAAAAUAGAGAAAUUUGUAAUUUAGUUUUUAAAAUUAAAAUUUUACCCACAGGGAGUCUCUUCCUUUUGCUUUCCUAUAUUAUUUCUUAACUUGAUGUAGUCCUGUAUAGCUGAAUAGUCUUACAGUAUUAGAGAAGUGAAGUAAAGGAAGUGGAAAGACUCUUGCAAAUACUUUGUCAUCUGUUGCAGAAGGUAAAUAUUUGAUAGAAUAGACUAUAUAUACACCUGGUAGUUCAUUAGAGCCAAGAGAGUUUUAGUUUAAUUGUAGCCUUUCAUUUUAUUAGUGAAAUUGAGUUCAGUUACAGAAUCGUCUUUAGCUCUGGUGUUCUGUGAUAGUUACAGGUUUAUUUCCACUGUCACAUCUCAAGAGCACUAUUUGUUUUGUAACCUGGUUAGCUUCAAUUGCAGUAGCUUAACCAGUUAUCAUUUCAUCUUUGAGGGUUCCCUCACUUUUAUCUCAGUUGACUUACAGUCAUAUUCCUUUUUCUUACAGGUCUCUUGACUACCUGUGCUCAUAACAACUACUCAAAUCCUCAAACCUAGCUAAGACCCAGAUGGUGUAGUUGCUUUAAGGCAUUUCCCAUUUAUAAAGCUGCCUUUCAAAUUACACAUCUUUUAAGAAUUCUUAUAUGUAAGGUUAUUUGUUGAUAUUUUAUUAUUAAACCUGUUUAUCACUUUAACAUUUAUCUCCCCACACAUGCUUGCUUCCUUCAAUUCUGUAUUUGACUUUCAUGGUAUUUAGAAUAUUCUAAUACAAUUAGGUAGGCCCUUCUGUUUGAGAAAAGCUUUAGAAUUAAACUCAAGCAUUCAACAUAAAAUAUUUCUUAUUGAUUUGUUUAAGCUUCAGAAUAUGUGGUACUUCUGUUCAUGAACUUUAUUUUACAAUUUGGGGGAAGAUGGCUGUGCUUUGUUUGUCACCUGAAGGGAAGUUUAUUAGGGAAGUAAAAUUUUGUCAAACGCUUUUGAUUGAGAACAGAAUUGUUUGUGAACAGAAACAUUUGUGAACUGAGCUAUCAUUUUAUAUAUUUAAGUAUACUUACAAGGAAAAUUAAGCCUUUUUUCUGUGUGUGUGUGUGUGUGUGUGUGUGUGUGUGUGUGUGUGUGUGUAGGGGGAGUACUGGGGGUUAAACCCAGGGCUUUUGCCCUGCACUAAAUCUCCAGCCCUUUUUAUUUGAUACAAGGUUUCACUUAAGCUGUCCAGCCCUUUUUAUUUGAUACAAGGUCUCACUUAAGGCCUCCUUAAGCUGUCCAGGCUGGGCUUUGACCUAUGAUCUUCCCACCUCAGCCUCUUAGGAGUGCUGGAGUUACAGGUUUGUGCCACCAUACCCAGCAGAAAAUGAGACUUUUAAAGAGAUCUCAAUACUUAACAUUGUAUGCAAUGACAGUGAGCCUUCUUAGGACCCAAAUUUUGGUUUCUAAAUGCCAUUCCCCACUAGAGAGGAAUGCUGGCUCUUUGAAGAAAUGGAGCAGGGGAUGUGUAACAUGCCAGAAAAAGAAAAAAGCAAGAUAGCAUUUGGCACUACUGAGUUAAUGUCAGAAGACAGGUGCACAUCACUAUGUAGACACAGGUAUGUAUGUGUUCCCACUGGCAAAUUUAGGACAAUUUUUUCAAAAUCACUAUAAUUGGUUGUAAUACAUCAAGAAGGAAAACGAAGCUCAUAGUGAUGAAAACAGACAAAAAAGAAAGCUCUGUAAGAUAAUUUGAAGAAUGCUAUCUUUCAAACGUGCACUUAAUCAUAGAUUUAGAAAGAUUAUUUCACAACCCUUAAUGUAAUUAAAUCUGGAAAAUAAUGGUAAAACUCAUAAGGUAAAAAAAUUAACAUUCUUGAUGUUAAAAGAUCAGAGAUAACAAUUGUGAAAGAUUUGGUUUUAUACUGAGAUCACCUAACCAAGUUUCACUGUUUAUGUGAAAAGCUGACAUGUAGCUUCUGAUGAGAUGCAAAGUGAAGCACACAGAAGUAUAUGGUAUAUUGCCAAAAUGUUUCAUGGGAAUCUAGUUAAAUCUAUCUAGAGUUAUCUUCCUAGUUGCGAGAAAUACCAAACAAUAGAGAAAUAAGUCUGAGUAAACAACUUAUUCUGGGCUUUUCAGAAAAUCAUAUACUAAAAAUGACAAGUGGUCUCUUAGAUAAGACACGAGAUGACCAAAUAUCAGGAGUGAUCCUUUAUUAGCAUCUGACCCAGAAAAAAAUAAAACAGUUACCAGAAAUAUUGGGGAAAAUACCAGGAUAGGGUAUUAGAUAAUAUAUUGUGUUUAAUUUUCUUAGAAAUGAUAUUGAAAGUAUAAUGUCAUUAGUAGAUGCAUGCAAAAGUUUGAAAAGUCAAUAUGUCUGCUAGAUAUUUUCAAAUAUGUAAAAUAUUGGUCUAGUUGUCAAACCUUUUUGUAGUAGAUAUAGAAAUAUUCAUUGGGCAUCCUUUAAACUUGUCUGUAUGCUAACUUUUAAUAAAAAUUGAGGCAAAAGUGA